Molecule: messenger RNA, 1333 nt
Organism: Poeciliopsis prolifica (blackstripe livebearer)
Lineage: Eukaryota; Metazoa; Chordata; Actinopteri; Cyprinodontiformes; Poeciliidae
Gene: qrfp
Product: pyroglutamylated RFamide peptide
Exons: 1
Coding region: 193-747 (184 amino acids)
Molecular function (GO): orexigenic neuropeptide QRFP receptor binding
Source: RefSeq, a predicted model, not a curated record
CAAACUCAAAAUCAAUCAAAGAAUAAAAAUAAUCCAAUUUUGUUUUAAGUUUUUUACAAUCUAAAAUAUAUUUUUCUCAUUUCAUGAAUGCCCUACAUAUCUUAUCCUAAUUGAAUAAUUUUAAAGCAAAUGGAAUCUAAUAAAGGAUUUUAAACUCCCUAUAACAUUUUUAUUGCUGCUCUUUCUGUCCAGAUGAAACUGCCUUUCCAUAUCAGUGCCUCACAGGUAAUCCUCCUCUUCCUCAACCUCCUCUGCCCAAUCCCACACACAGUUUCCACAAAUCCCCCAUCUUCUGCUGCUUUCUAUCCCAGUCAAGAGCUGGAGUCCAACCUGUAUGACCUCAGUGCUCCACUGCAGGACCCCAAGCUCCCUAAAAUGUGGUCUGACUGGCUUCAAGACUCUCCUCAAAUUCAUCUACAGCCUGAGGAAGUGGGUGUCUGGGAAGAAGAGCAGCUGCUGAGAGACCAGAGAGGGGAUGUUAUGGAUCUGCCACUCUCCCCAUUCGCUGCUGAUAUCUCUCUAGAGGCCAUAAACUAUCAGGAGGGAGGAGAAGGUGAAGAAGGCUGGAAAAGAAACGACGCUCUUACAUCCAUGGCCGGAGGGCUUCAAGCCGUCAGCCGAGAGAAAGGAGGAUUUGGUUUCCGCUUUGGAAGGAAGAGACAACUGGAAAAGAUAAGGAGGAAUGGAAAACAGAGGAGGACAAGAGAAAGCAGAAAGAGAGAUUUCAUAACUGAAAUGUGGGCUUAAACAAGAUUACUUUUUUUAUCUUUACUUUAUUGUCAACAGAAAGCAACCAGUGGCAUCGAAUGCAUUUUACAGAGAGAGAAGCUGCUCUGUGCUUCACUGCCUAUAAUUAUAAGAAACGAGGCAAUAACGGAGAUUUUUGUUUAAUAAAUAAACUUUUCACAUUACAUAAUUUACAUGCCUUAAAAUUUAUAUUAACUCUUCAUGAAAUUGCACAAAUGAAAAACUGCUAAAUUAAAUAUGUGACUUCCAUCAGUUACACCUGUUUCUCAAGCCUUUAAUGUUUUUUUUAUUAUUAUUUUACACAGAGACAUUGUACAGCAGUUCAUCAACCCUUUCAAAGGAAAGCUGGAUGGUACCAGGUGAAAGGAAAAAUGAUUGCAAACUGUGGUACAAGUACAAUUUAACAAAGUUUGUGAUUGAUGAUAAAUCAGAAUAAAAUAAAUACAUAUUGUUGCAUUCGAUACAUAGCUAAUACAUCAUGAUUCGCAUCUCAUUGAAACCAAUUAAGCUGCUGUUUUACUCACCACCAUCAUUGAGUGUACAGUAUAUCUGCUUGAAUUAACCAAUUUAAGACCAGUGCAGUAUG